AUGUUGUAUACAUGACAAUGCAAGUCUUACAUUUGUCCUUGCUAUGUGCAACAGAUAGCAACAUCAAAUAUGAACAAACAUGAAAUGAGGGCGUAUGCCCAUCUACUUAACCUUCUUUUGAGUUUCUUCCUAGCUUGUCUGCUAGGAAGAAAAAAGUGAAGCAUACAGUACAUCCACGAUAACUGUGUUAAGAUUCAAACUACUUUGACGGGCCCCUGGAAAAUAUAUUGAACGAAUGUUUGGAGGUGAGGGCAAUUGUUAGUGCGGCGGUCCACGUGGGGUUGAUACUCACUUAACGUGCCGUUCGCAUUUGCCCCGUGACUGACUGAUCGAUGACCAGAUCAGUUGUGUGACCUAAAUCGGAUGGGCUAAGACUCCAGCCUCUGCCUUGAUUCUGAACAAACGUGACGAAUGUUUGGAAGAGCAAUAAUGAUAAUAUACAAUAUAUAUAUAUAAGAAUAUCAUGAACUUGCCCAUUUUCUCUGCUUUUGACUUAAACACUCCCAUCGGUCCAUGAAGUCACAUAAUGGCAGCUGCCCACCGGAGCCGCCCGGAAAGUGGGCCACUCGCCACUGUACAACCGGCAUUUGACUUUGCUGGAAUCGGGCCCUGUGGCUGAAUUCAGGGCCGUAGCUGUGUAAACAACGAGGGCCUCGUGCAACCCUGCCGCUACCGGAGCGGUUAACAUUUAACAGAGAGCCCGUGUUGUCGCCCUUUGUCGAUGUCACCCUUCAGACUACACAGGAAGCGUCGCCCGUGAUCCUCUUGGUGGUUCGUUUGUCAAUCGUGACCAACAUUGCAUUGCUGAGGAUCAAAGAAGUCACUAUUGGGGUAUUUUUGUGUGGGGAAUCAUUCUUUUUUUCUUUUUUUUUAAGUGACAGUUGAGUGACAGUCGAGGCACUCUCCUCAGAUAACAGCCGCCUCUUUCUUCAGUGUGCCAAUGACAUUCUCACAGUGACGGUGACGGUGUGUGAUGCAAUGGAGGGAAAUCACAUGUGCACACAAAUGACGCUUAAGGGUACUUCAAUCGUUACCUCGUCAGUAUAUUGAUAGCCUGUCUUUAUUUAUUUGAUCACCCAGGGGGUGUAGCAGUCAAGAGGCCACAUUUGAAAUAGCUUUCAUUUCUUAAAUUUCAGUUCAUUUCUUACAUUUCUGAAAUUCAAUCAUGGAUUUAUAAAAAUAAAGCAGCCACGCAAAACCUAAACUUAUACUGUGACCGCAGUGCAGAAGUCAAACUGAGCUGACACUCCGCAUUGGCGACUUUAAAAAAAAAAAGUUAUCUGUACCGAGUGGAAGCACCUCAAGUCCCGUACUGAAGGCCACAUCUCAGAGAUGAUGAUGAUGAUGAUGAUGAUGACGAUUGCAGGAUUCCAUAAGCAGUUUGGAUUCCAAGGGACUCCAAACUGUCCAGGAAUUGAUCUGAUCCGAGUUAAUCAUUGACAUGCUUGUGACAGCGUAUAAAGCUCACGAUGUUCCCCCUGCGGCUCGUCAGUCAGUCCCAGAAGAGGGAGACGGCCGUCAGCAUUAAGAUAAGCACAACAACGACAUGAAAACAACUCUGUUCUACUUCUUUGUGCUUGCUGCCGCUUGUCUCCCCGUCCUGCGUGGCAAAGCGGAGCAGCCCACCUCCGAGCCCGAAACCCGCUCGCACUUUGCCGCUCUGGAUGAUGUGCGUCUCCUGGGGACCGGCCUCCUCCAGCUGGGCCAGAGCCUGCGCGAGUUUGUGCACAAGACCAAGGGACAGAUCAAUGACAUCUUCCAAAAGCUCAACAUCUUUGACCGUUCAUUCUACCAACUCUCUGUGCUGGCCAGUGAAAUCAAGGAGGAGGAGGAGGAGCUGAAGAAGACGGCGGUGGUUCUGAAGGCUAACAAUGAAGAGAUCAAAGGCGUAUCUGUUCAAAUCAACUCCAAGGUGGACACCAUCAUGCUGGAGAAGCGUUCUCUGCAGAGCAAGGUGGAAGCCCUGGAGGAGAAGCUGAGAAGUCUGUCUCGGGGACUGUUGACUGGUGACCAAGCGGGAGAGAUCAACGGCCUCAGGGGAGUGAUUAACAGCCAAGAGAAAAGCAUCACAGAGCUGUUGAAGGCUGCGAGGGAGCAAAGUGAUCAACUCAACGAGCAGAGGAUUAAGAUCAAGAGUCUGGAACAAAAGUUUACAGCUAGUACCUUUGCCCAAGACAAAAUUGAAAGGAUGCCUGAAUCCUUCAACAGCGAUCCACCAACACUCAGCACUUAUCUGGCCCCCGACUCCGGCAAGAAAACUGCAACCACGGGUAAGAUCAGUAUCACGGCUGGACGGGAGCGUCGUCGUCGUAUUAGAAAUGCCAUCUGUCAGGCUGUGUGUCUGACCGUGCGCACGAUCAAGACUGACACCUCCCAGGCUGAAAUCAUUCUUUUGUCUCUCUCCCAUCAGACUGCAGUGAAGUGUUCAACAGAGGUGAGAAAAUCAGUGGAGUGUACGCCAUCAGACCAGACGGAUCGGAGCCCUUCAUGGUGUUUUGCGACAUGAGUGCAGAUCAUGGGGCAACAGUCAUCCAGCGAAGGAAGGACGGCUCUGUCGACUUCCAUCAAACUUGGGAAAAAUAUGAAAACGGAUUUGGAGAUUUUCACGGGGAGUUUUGGCUGGGCCUUAGUAAGAUUCACUCGCUGG
Phyllopteryx taeniolatus (common seadragon) is the source of this 2647-nucleotide messenger RNA. Its product is annotated as angiopoietin-related protein 3-like. Lineage: Eukaryota; Metazoa; Chordata; Actinopteri; Syngnathiformes; Syngnathidae. The record is from RefSeq and is a predicted model, not a curated record. The transcript has 6 exons. The coding region runs from base 1547 to 2506 and encodes 319 amino acids. Gene Ontology annotation, biological process: regulation of lipid metabolic process; triglyceride homeostasis.